CUCAGCAGUCCGCCUCAUCGGCACCUCCGCGGCUGUCCAGUCCACCUACAUCUUUUUACUCUUCGCUGUUACACCUUCGCGUCCAUAAUGAGGGAAAUUGUGCAUAUCCAGGCCGGCCAGUGUGGAAACCAGAUUGGUGCUAAGUUCUGGGAAGUGAUCAGCGAUGAGCACGGUAUUGAUCCAACAGGAACCUACCAUGGAGACAGCGACCUGCAGCUGGACAGAAUCAGUGUUUACUACAAUGAAGCCACAGGAGGAAAAUACGUGCCUCGGGCCAUUCUCGUUGAUUUGGAGCCUGGUACUAUGGAUUCUGUGAGGUCUGGACCCUUUGGUCAGAUCUUCAGACCUGACAACUUUGUCUUUGGUCAGAGCGGUGCUGGUAACAACUGGGCCAAGGGUCACUACACGGAAGGGGCUGAGUUAGUGGACUCUGUCCUUGAUGUGGUCCGUAAGGAGUCUGAGAGCUGUGACUGCCUUCAGGGCUUCCAGCUCACCCACUCUCUUGGUGGUGGAACAGGAUCUGGUAUGGGAACCCUUCUCAUCAGCAAGAUCCGUGAGGAAUACCCUGACCGCAUCAUGAAUACCUUCAGUGUGGUGCCUUCCCCCAAGGUUUCAGACACAGUGGUUGAGCCCUACAAUGCCACCUUGUCCGUCCACCAGCUUGUGGAGAACACAGAUGAAACUUACUGCAUUGACAAUGAGGCUCUGUACGACAUUUGCUUCCGCACUCUGAAACUAACAACACCCACUUAUGGAGACCUUAACCAUCUGGUGUCUGCCACCAUGAGCGGUGUCACCACUUGCCUGCGAUUCCCUGGCCAGCUCAACGCUGAUCUCCGCAAACUGGCUGUGAACAUGGUGCCUUUCCCCCGUCUGCACUUCUUUAUGCCUGGCUUCGCUCCCCUGACCAGCAGGGGCAGCCAGCAGUACCGUGCACUCACAGUUCCUGAGCUCACUCAGCAGGUGUUCGACGCCAAGAACAUGAUGGCUGCGUGCGACCCACGUCACGGCCGCUAUCUCACAGUUGCCGCUGUGUUCCGUGGCCGCAUGUCCAUGAAAGAGGUUGAUGAGCAGAUGCUCAAUGUGCAGAACAAGAACAGCAGUUACUUUGUUGAAUGGAUCCCCAACAAUGUCAAGACCGCCGUCUGUGACAUUCCACCUCGUGGCCUCAAGAUGGCUGUCACUUUCAUUGGCAACAGCACAGCCAUCCAGGAGCUGUUUAAGCGCAUUUCCGAGCAGUUUACAGCUAUGUUCCGGCGUAAGGCUUUCUUGCAUUGGUACACAGGUGAAGGUAUGGAUGAGAUGGAGUUCACUGAGGCAGAGAGCAACAUGAAUGACCUGGUGUCUGAGUACCAGCAGUACCAGGACGCCACUGCUGAGGAAGAGGGCGAAUUUGAGGAGGAGGCUGAAGACGACGCUUGAAGAUGUGUAGGUCAAUACGUCAAUGCCAAAACAAAACUAUAAAAGGAAAAAACAACGAACGUAACCCAAGAAACCCAGAGCAGUGCUAGAAUCCAACUUUAGCUUUCAGUAGAUAUCCCAGUUGUUAAAUGCAAAUAAAGUUGUCAAAUAAAA
This is a messenger RNA of Cololabis saira (Pacific saury), 1575 nucleotides long. RefSeq names its product tubulin, beta 5 (gene tubb5). Gene Ontology annotation, cellular component: cytoplasm; microtubule. Bases 88 to 1422 code for a protein of 444 amino acids. Lineage: Eukaryota; Metazoa; Chordata; Actinopteri; Beloniformes; Belonidae. The record is from RefSeq and is a predicted model, not a curated record. Gene Ontology annotation, biological process: mitotic cell cycle; microtubule cytoskeleton organization. The transcript is spliced from 5 exons. Gene Ontology annotation, molecular function: GTP binding; GTPase activity; structural constituent of cytoskeleton.